This is a messenger RNA of Trichogramma pretiosum, 4662 nucleotides long. RefSeq names its product diacylglycerol kinase 1 (gene Dgk). Gene Ontology annotation, biological process: intracellular signal transduction; diacylglycerol metabolic process; lipid phosphorylation. Bases 461 to 3169 code for a protein of 902 amino acids. Gene Ontology annotation, molecular function: ATP-dependent diacylglycerol kinase activity; calcium ion binding. The record is from RefSeq and is a predicted model, not a curated record. The transcript is spliced from 17 exons. Gene Ontology annotation, cellular component: plasma membrane. NCBI's taxonomy places the organism in Eukaryota, Metazoa, Arthropoda, Insecta, Hymenoptera, Trichogrammatidae.
UUACGCGUGUGCGCACGUCUCAGCCCUCCACCCGAGUUUACGCACAUACGCUUACGCACGCGUUAACACUUGUAUAGUUUUUGAUCGUUCUUUUCCUCGUGUCGUCUGUCAUGAUGUCGAUGAAUUUUGAAACAAAUAUAGAGAGAAGCGAAAACGAGACUUUGAUUGACAAUCUGUGCCAGAACUAGAUCGGGGGUUCGAUAGAAAACAAAACGUUGAAAUUAUUGCGGCGAGUGAGUGAUUUGUUUAUCAUGACGAUGUCUACCACGAGGAUAUGGCUGAGAAUCGAUCGAACGGCCGUGCCGGACUCACGCAAGAAGCGCAAAAGUCAACUCAUGUCGGAGUAAAAAGAGAAUAAAGCGAGGGAAAGCCAAAGCGGGCCCACAAAAGAGACUACCCUACCUGUCUGAGCUUCCACGGCAACAGCAGUAGCGGCAGCGGCAACCAGCUACGCUCAGAAAUGGCUCGCCAAUGGGAGAAGCUCUCGCCGGCCGAAUUCCAGCAGCUUCAGGAUUUGGCAGCCUAUUCGUCGAGGAAGCUGCAGGACGUGCUGCUGGAGUUCUGCGCCGCCACGACACCGGGCGAUGUUCCGAAAUACCAGCCCGAUGGGGAUAUCGAUUACGAGGGCUUCAGAAAGUUUCUCGACACUUAUCUGGACGUCAAAACGCCGGAUGAGCUGUCACGUCACCUGUUCCUCUCGUUCGUCAAGAAGGGCCCCCGCGGAGUCGACGGCAAAGCUUUCAAGCAGGAAAUGGCCGUGCUAUCGUCGACGACCGCUUGCGCAGCCAUCACUUCGCACACGACGUCGAGCAGCAACGUCAACAGCACCGGCCUGACCCAGGGCUCGGAGAGCCACGGAAGCUCGUUCGCCGACAAGAUUCACGGACUGACGGAGAAGCUGCAGGCGCUCGGCCAUCACAGAGCGGACAGCGAGGCCUCCGGCAGACCUCGAACCGGAAGUGUCCAUCCGAUGAUAUCAGUGACCCACACGUCCUACAGCUGCCACGACGUGCUCGAGAAGAAGAGCACCGACAGCAGCCCCAGCCACAGCCAGAUAUCGCGCAAUUCCUCGCGCAAGUCCAACUACUCGCUGCUCGUUAAUAAUGGAAAAUUGGACGAGAUGAGACAUCUGGUCAGGAAGCAGAGCACGAUAGACGUCCAUUCGGUCAAAGUCAGCUUGAAGGACAUCGUGUGCUAUCUGUCGUUGCUGGAAGCCGGCAGACCGGAGGAUAAGUUGGAAUUUAUGUUUCGACUUUACGACACCGACGGCAAUGGAGUCCUCGAUACGAACGAGAUGGACUGCAUCGUCAAUCAAAUGAUGAACGUCGCCGAGUACCUCGGCUGGGACGUUACGGAGCUCAAACCAAUUCUACAGGACAUGAUGAUCGAGAUCGACUACGACGCGGACGGCACCGUCUCGUUGGAGGAGUGGAAGCGAGGCGGCCUGACGACGAUACCGCUGCUGGUGCUGCUGGGCCUCGACUCGAACGUCAAGGAGGACGGCAAUCAUCUCUGGCGGCUGAAGCACUUCAGCAAGCCGGCCUACUGCAACCUCUGCCUUAAUAUGCUCGUCGGUCUCGGCAAAAAGGGUCUCUGCUGCGUUUUCUGCAAGUACACGGUGCACGAGCGAUGCGUGCAGCGGGCGCCGGCCUCGUGCAUCGCCACCUACGUCAAGAGCAAAAAGACGUCGCAGACGAUGGCUCAUCACUGGGUCGAGGGCAACUGUCACGGCAAGUGCUCCAAGUGCAGAAAGACCAUCAAGAGCUACAACGGCAUCACUGGCCUGCAUUGCCGAUGGUGCCAAUUGACGCUGCACAACAAGUGCGUGUCGCAAGUGCGAGCGGAAUGCAACCUGGGCGAUCACGCGGUGCACAUACUGCCGCCCACGGCCAUCUGUCCGGUCGUGCUGGACCGUCAGAGAUCGCUCUCGAGGGACAGCAAGCGAGGCAGCAAACACGGCCAGGACACGUCCUCGGUUAGCUCGGGCGGCUUCCUUUCGACGGGCCCGCCGACGACUCAGCAGCCGGCCAUGUCCUUUCAAAUAACUCCGACGCCCAACACGGUGCCGCUCCUCGUCUUCAUCAAUCCCAAGUCGGGUGGCCGCCAGGGCGAGCGCAUGCUGCGCAAAUUCCAGUACAUUCUCAAUCCGCGCCAGGUGCACAAUCUCGCCAUCGGCGGACCGAUGCAGGGCUUGCAGAUGUUCAAGGACGUCGACAACUUCAAAGUCAUAUGCUGCGGUGGCGACGGCACCGUCGGUUGGGUUCUCGAGACCAUGGAUCGCGUUCAGUUCGAGCAUCAACCGGCCGUGGCCGUGAUACCGCUCGGCACGGGCAACGACCUCGCCAGAUGCCUGCGCUGGGGCGGCGGCUACGAGGGCGAGUCCAUCUACAAGAUCCUCAAGAAAAUCGAGAAGGCCACGCCGGUGAUGAUGGACCGAUGGCAGAUCGAGCUGACCGACAACAACUCGAGCGAGGAGAGGCGGCCCAACGAGGACAGCAUACCCUACAACAUCAUCAACAAUUACUUCUCCGUCGGGGUGGACGCCGCCAUCUGCGUCAAGUUCCAUCUCGAGCGCGAAAAGAAUCCGGAAAAGUUCAACAGCCGCAUGAAGAACAAGCUCUGGUACUUCGAGUACGCGACCGGCGAGCAGUUCGCGGCCAGCUGCAAGAAUCUACACGAGGAUCUCGAAAUUAUCUGUGAUGGUGUUCCUUUGGACUUGGCGCAUGGCCCAGCUCUGCAAGGUGUAGCUCUCUUGAACAUUCCCUUCACUCACGGAGGCUCGAACCUCUGGGGUGAGCAUCACACGAGGCACAGGAUCGGCAAGCGGAAAAAACGCCCCGACAAGGAGCUCAGCACGAGCAGCUUCAAUUCCGUCGAUCUCACGGCAGCCAUUCAAGACAUCGGUGACAACCUCAUAGAAGUCAUUGGGCUGGAGAAUUGUCUGCACAUGGGCCAGGUGAAAACUGGUCUGAGAGCGUCCGGCAGAAGACUAGCCCAGUGCAGCAGUGUACAAAUUAAAACCUCCAAACGAUUUCCAAUGCAAAUCGACGGAGAACCCUGGGAACAAGGACCCUGCACCAUCAACAUCACGCACAAAAAUCAAGUGCCCAUGCUGAUGGCACCGCCGCCGGAAAAGCGCAAAGGCUUCUUUCGAUUUCUCAGGCGAUGAGCUGCUCGCCGUUGAAGCAACCGGGCACAACACACGCAUACACGACACGAACGGAACAAAGCGUUCUACGUGGUACAUCGCACCAACAACAAUACCUAUGACGUCUUCGAAGCUAUACGAAGCAAGAAAAAAAAAUUAUUCAAUACAAGGAUCAAAUACUUCCUGCCACAGAGACUAGUCGUACUAUGAUUAAGGACUUUAAUGAAACUCGAGCCAAACACGUUGCGUAUGUUACGUUAAGCAUAAAAUAAGUAUAAAAAUUCAUUGGUAAUUAAGAAUUGAAUUACAAUUAUAUAUUGUACGUAUUAUAUGUGUGGGUGUAGCAUGAGUCAAACGAACGUUUUAGCGAAUUACGACGAUGCGUUUUUCACUGAAUCAAUUGACAUUUGGGGAAAAGAAAUUUGAAUGAGAGUCUAUAUCUUCGUUGUAAAUUUUAUGUAAGUAGAGAGAUUAACCAAAAAAACUAUGUGAUUGAAAGUGGAAUCUGCGAUUCCACUGCGGGGGGGAGUAGAGAAACCAGAGAUGUAAUUGUUACAACUGAAGUAUUCGAUUUGUAGAGCUAUCAACUUGUAUAAAAUAAUGUUUUUGUGUACAGUAUUUUCGAUUUAUAUAAUUAUUUAACUCUGUGUGUAUCGUAUCGAGCACGCUAAGCCGAUCAAAGGAUAUUAAAUACAAUUAAUUAUUAGGUUUAGGACUCCUGUCGCGGGUGGGGAGUCAUAGAAGAAGAAAAAAACGCUUAUCUACUUUAUGUAUUAAGAAAUUAACUAUAAUGUAUGUAUGUUAUAAACUACAGUUAAAAAAGCGAAUUAUAAAUUAUAUACGUAUUACGUGAAACACAUUCGUUGAUUAGAUCAAUAGCCGCGAGUGUCAAGUAUUUCGUCGAUAAAAAGUCUAUUCAUUUUUCAAUGUUACAACAUAGAUAAAGAUUUAAAAAAUGUUUACAGAUUUUUAUUAGAAAAAAUGUGCUAAACGAAAUAUCGGCAGUUUUACAAGAUUAUAUCGCGAUUCGCUUCGAAUGUGACGAAAAAAAAGAAAACCCAUACGACCAUUAAAAUAUAAAUUCAUUAGAGUAUUAUGAGUGAUUACAUCACUUUGAUUGUAUUAAAAAGCAAAUAUUCAAUUCGUAAUUGUAUUAUGUAAUAGGAUUUUUUUCAAAACUACGCCAGCCAAACUAUUUUCUCAUAUCAAAUAUUACACAUUAGAAAUCAUUUGCUCUGGUAUGAUUAAUAUUUAACAAAAACAUGAUAACUUUCAAUGUAUAACUGACAUUUUUACAAGUGAUUGGCUUAUGCCGCGAACCAAUAUAUCCAACAAGUAGAGUAAAACGUGAUUAAAAUUUAAACAAUUUUAAAAAUCAAUGUAAAUGUAUCUUAUUCCGUUUUAUCGUGCAGAGGAUAUUUAAGCUUAUUCGCCUUUUGUAUAGGAAAGAUGAAACUCUAGUCUUUGUAAAAAUCUCUCUUUUUUUAAUAAAAUAUAGCUAUGUGCUCAGUUUA